Molecule: messenger RNA, 1884 nt
Organism: Helianthus annuus (common sunflower)
Lineage: Eukaryota; Viridiplantae; Streptophyta; Magnoliopsida; Asterales; Asteraceae
Product: glutamic acid-rich protein-like
Exons: 4
Coding region: 1-1884 (627 amino acids)
Source: RefSeq, a predicted model, not a curated record
AUGAAAGAAGCUGGUUAUGCAGAUGAAUUAAAAAUACUUGAAGAAUUCAAAGGAACUCGAAAUGAUUGGUUCGUAAAAGAACAGAAAAAGAGGUGCAGGAAAGCUACUCCUAAAGCUCAAAUAAAAGAGGGUUCCUCUUCUCAACCCAAAAAGCGUCAAAAGAAAGUUGCUAAGAGUUUGCUUGUUGAUGAACUGGAUGAAGAAGAACUUGAAGUAGAAAUGAAAGCUGAAAAUGUAGCUGAAGCUGAAACUAAAGUGAAUGUGGGAGUUGAUAUAGAAAAGGCAACUGGUGAGAAAGAAGGUGACGAUGGUGACAAAGACUCUUCAAGUUCAUCUGAUGAAGAAAUUGAUGAGAUAGAGCGUGAAAGGAGAAUUCAACCUGAGAUUGCUAAAGAAAAACAGCUGAGAAAAAGGAAAAGACAGGAGAACGAGGAUGAGGUGUAUGUUCCUUCACCUGGGGAAGUAAUAGAGUCUCAAACGCCUCCGUCUGGUGGAAAAAAGAAAGCUGGUGCAAGAAAGAAAGUUGUUACUCCAAAGAUGAAAAAGCCGUUGAAGAUUUUGCUGAAAAAGAAACCUACCCAAGAACCCAGUAAACCACUAUCACCACCACCUGAACCUACACCACAUCAAUCACCAAUACAUUUACCACUUCACCAAUCACCUCCUAGACAACCAUCACCAUUACAUCUCUCACCACCACAUCUUUCACCACCACAUAUUCAUACUGCUACACCAUCACAAGAACAACCUUUACUUGUUUCACAACAAAUAUUUCAAACACCACCACCUUCACAACCGCAUGUUCAAACCACACCUGGUUCAUCUGGCUACAAAUAUUUUCCAAAUAUUCCAACAGAAGGUAUUUCUCUUGAAGAAAUUGGAGAUUUCAACUUCGCAAGUGAUGUACAAGUUAAGAAUGUAGAAAAGAAAGUUGAUGCAGUGUUGGUUGAAAACAAGAGAUUAGCAGAUCUCAUUGCUGAAGAAAUAGAAGCAGAUCAGACUGAAAUAGAUAUUUUGAAAGUGAAAGUGGCAGAGCUAGAGGAAGAAAAGGCACGCAGAGACGAACAAAACAAGUACCGUGAGUUGAAAAACAAAGAACUUGAGGCUGCCAAGGCGAUGAAAGAGCAUGAGCUGUAUAUGAUAAAUAAAGUUCUUGAAAACAUGCUCGGGAAGUCUAUAGAGCAAAGGUUUGAGGAGAUAGAGGUUGAAGAAGUUAGAGCAAAGCGUCAAGCAGAGAUUGAUGCUCAAAUGAAAGACAAAGGAAAAAGUGUUGAAAGUUCUGUGAAUGCUGAAAGAUCAAUAGUUUUAUCUACUGAUCCUGAGUCUCCUAUUCAUAAUCCUUUUCCUAUAUCUACUAUAUCAGCUAUCUUUGAUGAAGAUGUGUUACUUGAAGAUCUUGAGGAUGAUGACGAAGAAGAUGAUGAUGAAGAAAAAGUAUUCUAUGCUAGCAGUCACAGUGAUGACGAUGAUAAUGAUGAUGAUGACAAUCAGGGUGGUACUGGAGUUAAAGUGACUGAAGCAUCAAAUGAAAGGAAUGUUGAUGACUAUAUGAAUGAUGAUGCAAAUGAAGUCUCAAAGGAUGCUGAUGGAGAGGGGGAGAAUGUGAAUGAAGUUGAAAAGCUGAUUCUCCGUAUUGUGCCUGAUGUAGAAGAGGGAGAAAUCAGGCAUACAUAUACAUUGGAUGAAGUUCUGAAGAUGUUUAAUGUGAAUGAAGAUGAAUUGAAGUUUGAUUUUGAGGAAGAGUUGAACACGUUUGACAUCAAUCAUCAACCUGAGUAUGAACAUAAGUAUGUUGAAGAUGCAAAUGUAUAUGAUAGGGUUGAGGUUGAAGAUUGUUUUGAUGAAGAAAAUGUGAAUGAAGAACUUCUGAAUUUCCAACUCUGA